UUAUGCAGUAAAAUUUUGCCUGCGGAGAAAAGUCGCUAUUUUUGAUAAGUCUGUAAAUAUUCAAUAAAUCCUAAUGUCUAUCGACAACUGUUUCGCUUUCUACAAAAAAAUGAGCUUACCAAGAGUUAAUUGUUCUCUGUCUCGUGCGUCUGUGCUAUAUCUGUCACGUUAAAAGGGAGCAUUUACGGCUAAUAAUCACUGCGCAAACACAUCGUGCUGUCGGAAUGUGCGGCAACCCGUUUACGUGGUAUGAUACGAAUAAGACAAUGUACCAAGGCGUUUCGCGACGACAAGCCAGGGUAUCUCGUGCGUUACACGGGAAGCGAGACACCCUCGAUAAGCACACCCUCUCCCCCCCCCCGCUCCGAUCACGUUGCAUUUCCAAAGCCAUCACUCCCGGAUCCCCGUCCUUCAAUUGCACCUUUAGGCGAGAGCAGCAACAGCAUCAGCGAGCGCAACGGCAGCGGCGUUGUUACCCUCCACAGAGCAUUGUACGAAGAUAUAAUAAAGCAUGAACCGCUGGAACACGCCACGAGUCGUCGCACGUCACCUGUAACGGAUCUUUUGUCCGUGUCCGCCGUAGAAAUAGAAUCGACGAACGUUACAUACAAGAACUCUCUGUCUCUUCGAUGUACACACAUACCUACAUAUGCACACCGACGUGCUUGACAUGACCCUCUUCCUGUAUUGUCACUCUCCUUACAUGCCAUUUUGUCGCUCUUGCACUCUGCAACGAUUGCGCCUGGCACUUUAUUGCCCUGCAUGAAGGCAUCUUGAGCGAUGCCAUCGAGAAAGUUCUCAUUAAACGUCUCGAGAAAAUUAGCUCAAUCCUUUUCAUCGGAAUUCAGU
Messenger RNA from Atta colombica, 849 nucleotides. RefSeq lists its product as uncharacterized. The record is from RefSeq and is a predicted model, not a curated record. NCBI's taxonomy places the organism in Eukaryota, Metazoa, Arthropoda, Insecta, Hymenoptera, Formicidae.